GUGAAAAUGUGUGUGUCCGAACGGAGAUAGUUAGCUAAAAAAGACCAACAAGUUAGAAUAUAAGCGAUUAAUAACUUGAUAUCUACGAUUCAAAUGAAUUUAUAAACAUUCACCGCGGGCUUUUGGACAUUCACUAGAAGAACAGAUGGACAUGACGUCUUAUUUUCAGGCCUUGGAGUCUAGCGUCCGCAGUUAUGUUGGCGAUGACCCUUUAGACCCAUGGGAUAAGUUUGUACAGUUUCUGGAGAGCAGCUUGUCGCUGGAGGAGAGGAAGGGUCUGUCUGUGGUGUUGGACCGCCUGGUUCAAACCUUCCUUCAUGAUGAACGAUACCACAAUGACCUGCGAUACGUCACCCACUGUAUCAAAUGUGCCAGUUUCUACAGCGAUCCAAUCGAGGUGUACAGUCAUCUUCACAGUCAGGGUGUGGGGACGCAGGCCGCAGCGCUCUAUAUGGAUUGGGCGCUUCAGUUUGAGAAGAAGGGACUGAUCCCGCAGGCCGAGGCGGUGUACCAGAGAGCCCUGGAGAACAAGGCCCAACCGCAGGACAGCGUGCUUCAACAAUACAAGCUCUUCCAGAGUGGAAUAUCUGCGAACGCUCAGACGACAGUGCCAGAUCAUGUGCGUCAGCCACUGCAGAACUCUCAGCUCGUCAAUCAGACCCAGAGACAGAGAGACGCCGUCCAGACUCCGUGCAAGGAGUCCGAAUGCGUCUCUCUGGCACCGAGAACAGUGCGUGUGAUCUCGCGCUCGGAGAAUAACCCGACCCGGGCGGCCGGCAGCAACGGUGCUGAGAGCGUGUCCAUGUAUUGUGUGAACGAGCUGCAGUGUGAGGGAUCAGAGUUGUCUUUUGAAGAGCUCAGAGCCAGACGAUACUUAGCUAAAUGCAGACAGCAAGAGGAACAGCGCAGACUGGCGGAGGAGCAGAGGAGACUGUGGGAGGAGGAAGAGGAGGUGAAGAAGAUGAAGAAACUCCUGGAAGAUCUGGAGAAGAAUGUGAUCGUGCAGCCAGCGGAAGAGAGGAAGGAUCAAGCAGCAGCAUCGUUCAGCAGGACUGAAACCUCGGAGCGGGUGUCUCGGCAUCAAACAGCACUGGAGCUCCGCACCGAACACUCCGCAGGGCAUGCUGGGAAAUCAGACAGCUGUCUGUCCUCCAGACACGUGACGGAAGCGAGCCGUCCCCUCAUGGCUCAGGGCUCCCGGGCUGAAUGUGUGAGCGGUGUAAGAGAGAGUGGAGGUGUGAUGCAGACAUUCAGAGAGUCAGAAGGCACUGAGAGCUCAUCCGUCCAUCACAACAGAGAUCGUGAUGUGUGUAAACAGCCGGAGGCAGAUGAUGAUGGGAAUAAUGCAGACCCAUCAUGUGGAGGGUUCAAUCACUCUCAUGUUACUCCAAACACAUCUCUGUGUUUCAUGCACGCCACACCAUCCCGAGUUCUUCCUUCCCCCACUGUCAACACACGAGAAGCUUUGGGUGUGAUCAUGGACAUGUUCCAGGUGCCCACCCUCCUGCAGGAGAGCAUGUUUAACAGUAUGAUUCAGCCUGAGGGCAGCUUUGAGAAGAGCUGCAGAAUCACUGGCGGCGCCGCCUCGUGUGUUAAACCCAGCACAACUCCGUUCAUGAUCUAUCAGGACACAGAUGAUCAGGAGAACGGAGGAUCUGCUCAGUCUGUGCUCCGAAAGAAACCAGCAGUGAGUCGAGCGCUCGCCGAGAUCUCCAAAACCAGCGAGACUCCGGUCAGCACCGAGUUCAUCACAGAUGAGAGCGCAGUGUGGGGAGCUCGUAACGUCUCGCUGGGCCCGUGUCCCAACCACACACGUGAUUUCGCUCUGUCAGCUCAUCUGGUGUCCACACCGCUGCAUCCUCGCGCUCCGCACUCGUGGGAUAUGGAGCAAAUGCAAGAAGAAAGCGUGCAGGUCGGAGGUGUCGAGAGCUCGGAGGAAAACCAAUACGUGCGGCCGCCCACUAAACUCAGUCCAAUCAUGGAGCAGAGUCCUUUAGACGACAAGCCGUCCGAGAUGGUGGAGAAUAUCAGCAUGCGGGCUCAGGGCACUAUCAUCGGCGAGGGCGUGUCUUUAGCUCAUCAGACUCCGGGUGUUUCUCUGACCCAACACAACCACAGCAGCAGACAUCCGCUGGCCGCCCUGUCGUUCCCCGACCAGACCGCCCUGCGGACGGACGACGACUCUGUGAAAUCCAUCAGCGCCAAACCCAGCUGGAGCAUCUACCAGAGCCCGGACAAAGAGCCUGGAGCAGAUCUCAUCACCUCUGAAGUCUCGGAGAGAGACGAGCAUCAAGACGCAGCUGAUAUUCUCCUGCCCAAGAGAUCCUUUCACAGGAGAAAGUCCGGGAAGAAACCACUGGAGAACCAGGACGUCCUCAUGAGUCCCAAAGCCUCACCGGGAUUAUCCUGGUUACAGGUGGGCGCAUCGGUUCCCACGGCAGAAGCAGAUCUUGAUGUCAUGAUGAGUCCUGGCAGGACUGCUGGAGUGCACCAGAACACCAGACCUAUGUGGACCAUCUACCAGAGUCCCGAGAAAGCCCCUGAACCAGACUUCCUGUGGGCGAAGAGCCCUGAGCCAAUGGCAGAGCAGGAUUCAGAUGUGCUCUCGGCUCAAGAGGAAGUCCAGUUUCUGCUUCCGAAGAAAUCGUUCCAGCAGCGGAGGUCCGGGACGGAGGCUGUGCGCAUGUUGCACGAAUCUCUCCUGAGGAGUCCGAAGCCGGUCUGUGAACCCGGCCCGGAGGAGCCCAUGAGUCCAGCCGCAGGACGAGACCGGCUGUGCACCGCCAGCCCACCUCGACCAACAGAGAUUGAUCUGGAUGUCAUGGCGAGCCCGCCGCAGUGCUCCGAGAAGCGCUCAGACGCGAGACGAAGCGUCUCGAUGAGCCCGGAGAGGAAGACUGUUUGUGCUGCGGAUGAUGUUCCCAUGAGCCCCGACGCGGCGGACACGCCCACACCAGUUUGUGUAGGUGGACUGCAGCUGGUGUCAGACCCCUGGGAUGAAGACCUGAUCGCUUCACUGCUCUCCAACCUUCAACCUCCUCUGUCCUCACAUGCCAACCUCACCGUCUGGACCUGUCGUCUGCCCAGCAUCACGCCUAAAAUGACCGUCCAGAUCGCCCGACAGUCGCUGCGGGUGGAUUUUGUUCUGGGUCAGGGAGCUUUCGCUACAGUCUAUCAGGCCACAAACCUGAUGAGCUCACACAAACUCAUCCUGAAGGUUCAGAAGCCAGCCAAUCCGUGGGAGUUUUAUAUCGACAGUCGGCUGAACGCCCGUCUGCAGCCGGCCGUGCGUCAUCUCUUUAACACAUUAUACUCGGCCCAUCUCUUCACCAACGGCAGCGUGCUGAUCGGAGAACUGCACAACUGCGGCACACUCCUGAGCGCAGUAAAUCUGUACAAGAGUCGCGGUGAGAAGGUGAUGCCGCAGCCGCUGGUCCUUUACUUCACCGUCUGUAUUCUGCACAUGGUGGAGACGCUGCAUCAGGCCAACAUCAUACACGCCGACGUCAAACCGGAUAACUUUGUGCUGGGAGAGAGGUUUCUGGAGAACGAGUGUUUCGAUGAGGAGAACCUGGAGCACGGUUUGACUCUCCUUGAUCUGGGUCAGAGCAUCGACAUGACUCUCUUCCCAGCGGGCACAGCGUUCACUGCCAAAUGCUUGACGUCAGGCUUCCAGUGUGUGGAGAUGCUGAGCGGCCGACCGUGGAACUAUCAGACAGAUUUCUUUGGCAUUGCGGGGACGGUCUAUUGUAUGAUAUUUGGGACGUACAUGCAAGUGAAGAAUGAAGGUGGAGUUUGGAAAACAAAUGGAACGUUCAAAAGAAACGUUCACGCUGACCUCUGGCAGAAUUUCUUCCACACGCUCCUGAACGUGCCCGACUGCGGAUCUUUACCGUGUCUGCGCAGUCUCCGUCUGCAGCUGAACGCAGUCCUGCAGGAGAAUUACAGCAGCAAACUGCGCAGCCUCAAGAACAGACUGGUGGUUCAGAUUCUGGAGUCCUCGCGUUCCUCGCGCAAAUGAAGAUGAAAAUGUUUAAAACAGAUUUCUUUUAGUCGUUGCCUUUUGUGUUUUACUGCUGCAUUUUAUAUCGUGUGUAGAGUCAUUGAAGCCUUUUGUAAAUUGAAAUAAACCCCGGAUCAUCUCGAUUCCCACAGCUGUUGUUUGAACGGUUUCUCAGUGACACACAAGAUGGCGCUGUUGGACAAAAACAAUUUACCUUCAAUUUACAACCAUCUCGCUUGAUCGUUUUUACCUUUUCUGAGUUUGUGCUUCAGAAUGUAAAUUCAUCCACGAUUCGAAAACACACUUGUCACCAUCAUGAGAAAUAUCUGAGAUUUACGCAAAAGUUUCAUUUCAUCUCAAUGAUUUCUUCUAGAAAGUAAGUGAUCUGAUCGUUUAUUUUUUAUUCUUGUGGCUUUUUUCAUAAGCCUGAAUCCUGAUCUCAGUAGUCAGGUCUAGAGGUGACAAUGAGUUUUGUAAUGUCUUGUCUGUCCACUAAAGUGACUUUAAAGAGAUUAUAAUGAAAAUUCUGUCAUCAUUUACUCACCCUUAGGUUGUUCCAAACCUGUAUAAAUUACUUUUUUAUAAAGGAAGAUAUUUGGAAGAAUGCCAGUAACCAAACACAUCUCAUCCCCCAUUUACUCCCAUAUAGGGAAAAUAAAUACUAUGGCAGUAAAUGGGGUAUGAGAUCCGUUUGGUUACUGACAUUCUUCCAAAUAUCUUCUUUUGAGUUUAGCAGAACUAAGCAAUCUAUACUGGUUUGUAACAAUCUGAGGGCGAGUGAAAAGUGACCAUUUUCAUUUUGGGGUGAACCGUCCCUUUAAAGGAUUAAAGGUGGUGAUGGGUUGUGAGAUAGUUUUAGUCGCUCCAGUGAUGAUAUAUGGAGUUGGAUAAACUGUUCAACUACAGUCAGAGAUCAGGUGUAAAUCCCUCAUCCUCCGUUCAUCUCGACGCGCUCUCGUCCAUCGUGAGGUCAUCUAGACCUGAUCUGUUUUCGUUUCAUCUCAACAGCUUCUCGAAUGCGUUGCCUUGGUUUCCAAAACUCAUGAAUGUUUGAUCAAAAUUCAGUCCCUUUGAAGGUCUUUUUUUGUCGCCUUAAUCAAAAUGACAUCUUCCGUCUUGCCUCUGUUUCCAUUGGUUACACCGCAGAAGGGGAAUUCAUUUUGUGCCUGUGAACAAUGUGCUUUAAAUAUGAAUUAAAGUCACAUGAGGCUCAGACUGAAGAACAAUACAAGACAUGUAGAGAUUACGUGAUGACAUCAAGCCUUCAUUACAGGAACACAGGAGGAGGACUAACCUGAAAGAAAUCAACUCCAUUACUCAUCUAGUUAAAAAAAGCAUGUUAGAUAUAUAUUUUUGAAACCUUUCGUCCCUGAGAGCAGAUUCAGAGAUGUAAAGAAAGGAUGGAUGGAUGGAUUUUCUCAAACAAGUUAAAUUUGUAAUGCUGUUUUGGAAGAAAAAUGAAAAACUGCAGUAACACAGCUGAUCAUAUGGAUAUAUACAACAAUAAUUUGACAUCUGUAGGAAAAUGUGCCAUGAGUGUUUGUUAUUGUGAUAGCAUUAUGUCGACUGUUUUUUGGGGUCUGUGUUCAAUAUAGAAGCCUAGAACUACUGAACACACAUACUUUAGAAAUACAUUUUUGUAAACAUUCAUUUUUUUCAUAAUUGUUUUAAGAUUUUGAAUGGAGUUAAAUUUGCAUCAGUAAUACUUGAGUAACACUGUUGGCAGACGAUUCAUCCACUCUUGACACAGACUGUAGAUAAAAAUAAUU
Messenger RNA from Triplophysa rosa, 5772 nucleotides. It is a transcript of the gene bub1, whose product is annotated as BUB1 mitotic checkpoint serine/threonine kinase. The coding region runs from base 146 to 4021 and encodes 1291 amino acids. Lineage: Eukaryota; Metazoa; Chordata; Actinopteri; Cypriniformes; Nemacheilidae. Gene Ontology annotation, molecular function: protein kinase activity; ATP binding. The transcript is spliced from 25 exons. The record is from RefSeq and is a predicted model, not a curated record. Gene Ontology annotation, biological process: protein phosphorylation; mitotic spindle assembly checkpoint signaling; meiotic sister chromatid cohesion, centromeric.